GUGCCUGAAAGUCAUUUGUUUUCCCUGAGUCGGCCUGACUGGAUUGGACGGUCGGGGGUUCCGCCCACAAACACACAAGGUGGAGUUGAAAAGAAAAAACAUGCUGGGCCAAAUUGAAGCUGUCAAAGAGCCUCUUACAAUUUGCUAAAACAGGAAUAGAGCAAUGUUAUAAGGGCAUGGAGGCUGCUUUAGAUACCUUUAAGAAAGAUUUAUCUAAAUUGGACAUCUGACACUGAUAAGAGAAAAUCUGAAUUUAAUGUAAAAUUAUAUAUAUUUUUAAGUUAAUUAUUUAAAGUUCUGUGAGAUGUGCGAAAUGCACUUACAUUACAAAACAAUUAGCAAAACUUUAGUUUUGUGAAUCUUUCAGCAAAAAUAUUUAUUGUGCAAAGUUGGGUUGAAGAUCAGACAAGUUCGACCGAGUAGAGUUAAAAUAAUCGCCCUUGGUUGGGUUGAGAUACAUCGGUGCCACUUCGGAAAAUAUGUGGAUGUCUCAGCGUAGCGAAAUGGUUGGAUGGAGAGAGAGGAGCUGCUGCUCGAUGAGUGGAGGGAGACGACGAGAGAGAUGGAGGCGGGGGGGAAGGACCAUCUCUGCGGGGACGAGAGCCCAGGACCGACGGCGCAGUGCUGGCUAACGUUCAACCCUCCCCUUCUUCCUCCACAACCAGACCGAGGCUCACGUCGAGAGACAGGUAAGCCAACGAACACGCUGCUCGGUUUCAUAAUACAGCGAGAGAACGCGGCAAAUACACUAUGGAAGAGAAAAAAAACAUAACACCCGCUGAAUCCGGGUUUAUUUUUGCUUAUUUAUAAUCAUUCGCCUCGGUCGGCAGCCUCUUUGUAAAAGCGAAGUAAACCGACAGCUGUGUCAGGGUACAAACGAGGUCGGCCAUAGCCGAAUUUCUUGCCCUCUAAAGCGGGGAAGAAACUGGAUGCAAGACCUGGAGGUAAACGUGUUAAUGUCUUGAAUAACACAAAACUAGCGAUUAUGGCGAUAUUGUUUAGUCGAAACUCGGUCGUUCGUUCUGUAACGGGGUAGGCUACUCGUGUUGGGGUAUUAACGGUAGUUUCCGCGCCGAGACCUCCAUGCGGCUGUUGACGGAACAGCCAGCCGCCUCUCUCGGUUAGCCAUCAGGGAUCUCGGUUUAAUAUCUCACCGUGCAGAGACUCGCCCUCUCUCUCCCCCUCUCUCUCUCACAAACUAGCCCAGAACCACCGAGGACGGAGCCCGGUGAACCCGCCUUCUUGAUCUAGCUUAUGCGCUUUUGGGUCGAGGGAAGGGAGUCUGCAACGCCCUGGCUUUAGUUUUAAGCUCCGCUUUCUCUGUUUGCAGUGCGCCAUUGGACCUUGUCACGAUACUAGACACAAAUGAAUGGAGUAAUGGAUCCAUCCACCCAAGGCCAAGUGUGGGCUCAGGAUGACCUAUUAAAACUGCUGGAGGGCAUGAAAGUGGCCCUGCCCCAGAAAGACCUGAGUAAGUACAAAACAUCAGAGUCCCACCUCGACUGGCAGAAGGUGGCUUUCAACACUUACACAGCGGACAUGUGUAAGCAGAAGUGGCAGGAGGUCUCUAAAGAGAUUCGUAAAUUCCGAACUCUCACAGAGCUUAUAGUUGAUGCCCAAGACUACAUCAAAAACCCUUACAAGGGCAAGAAAAUAAAGAAACACCCAGAUUUCCCCAAGAAGCCCUUGACUCCAUACUUCCGCUUCUUCAUGGAAAAGAGGGCUAAGUAUGCAAAGUUGCACCCUGAGAUGAGCAACCUCGACCUAACUAAAAUCCUCUCAAAGAAGUACAGAGAGCUGCCCGACAAAAAGAAGAAAAAAUAUGUUGAUGACUUCUUGAGAGACAAAGAAACAUUUGUGCAUAGCAUGGGGAAGUUCAGGGAAGAUCACCCAGACCUUGUGGAGAGCAUGGCCAAGAAAGGUUCAAAUGUUCCAGAGAAGCCCAAGACACCCCAACAGCUGUGGUAUACCCAUGAAAAGAAGGCCUUCCUCAAGACACACCCAGAUGCGACCACCAAAGACAUCAAGGACAGUCUUGGAAAACAGUGGACGCAGCUCUCUGACAAGAAAAGACUCAAAUGGAUCUCAAAGUCUCUUGAGCAGAGGAAACUGUAUGAGGGGACAAUGCGGGAGUACAUCCAGCAGCACCCAGAGUUAAACAUGACCCAAAACGAUAUCGUGAAGUCCACCCUGACGAAGGCUGAGCGCCACCUGAAAGACAAAUCUGACGGCAGACCUGACAAACCGCCUCCAAAUGGUUAUUCAAUGUUCUGUGCCGAGCUGAUGUCGAACAUGAAGGAUGUACCCAGCACAGAGCGUAUGGUGAUGUGCAGCCAGCGGUGGAAGCUCCUGAAACAGGGUGAGAAGGACGCCUACCAGAAACGCUGUGAACAGAGGAAGAAGGAGUAUGAAAUUGAGAUGAACAGAUUCCUGAGCAGUUUGUCUGAGGAGGAGCAGCAGCGGGUCAUGUCCGAGGAUAAGACAGGUUUUAAAAGGGGCACUGCAGCCAACAGUUCCGCCAACAAGAAGAAGAACUCAAAAGCAAAGGCCAGUCCAGAGAAACCCAAAAGGCCAAUUUCAGCCAUGUUCAUCUUCUCUGAGGAAAAGCGUCCCAAACUGCAGCAGGAGCGGCCCGACCUUUCCGACAGCGAGCUCACAAGACUUCUGGCUCGCAUGUGGAAUGAGCUGCCCGAUAAGAAGAAGGAGAAGUACAAACGUCUAGAAACGGUCCUGAAGGCAGAGUCGGAAAAGAAGGAGAGGGAGGACCGUAGUCGUUUACCAGAUCCACCCAAGACUGCCCAGGACAUCUGGCAGCAGAGUGUCAUAGGGGACUACCUGGCCAGAUUUAAGAAUGACCGGCCAAAGGCACAGAAAGCGAUGGAAGGCACCUGGAGCACCAUGGAGAAAAAGGAGAAAAUAAUGUGGAUCAAAAAGGCAGCGGAGGACCAGAAAAGAUACGAGAGAGACCUGUGUGAGAUGCGCUCACCUGCUGCUACCAUCGCCUCAGGGAAGAAGAUGAAGUUUGAGGGUGAACCCAAGAAGCCUCCAUCAAACGGAUACCAGAAGUUCUCUCAGGAGAUGCUGUCCAACGGUGAGCUGAAUCAUCUCCCCAUGAAGGAACGGAUGACUGAGAUCGGCAGCCGCUGGCAGAGUUUAUCUCUGAAGGACAAGGACCGCUACAAGAAGAUCGCUGAGGAGAAGCAGAGGCAGUACAAAGUCACACUGGAGCAGUGGCUCGCGAGCCUGUCUUCACAAGAAAGAAACACUUACAUAGAAUAUAAUUCACAAAAAAGGAGAGCUCCGGCAAAGCCAGGCGGCCCCAAGGCCAAAGCCAAGAAAUCUGAAACAGAGGAGGAGGACGAUGAUGACGAUGAUGACGAGCCGGAGAAGGCUUCCUCUGAAGCGGACUCAUCCAGCGAGGACGACGAUGACGACGACGAUGAUAAGGAGGAGGACGACGAUGAUGAUGAAGACGACGAAGACGAUGAUGACGAGGCGGAGGACAAGGAGAACAAGUCGGAGGACAGCAGCAGCGAGUCAAACUCACAGGGGUCGUCAGACUCUGAUUCAGACUGAUACAGCGUCUCCGUGGAGAUGAACUGAGCAGCGCUGAGCUGAGCCAAGAGUCAAGGGAGCUCUGCCACUGUGCCAACCCUGCUCUCCUCCCACCACCAGAGGGAGCCCUGCAUUGCCUCAUCACCUUUCGCACUCAUCCACUCUUAAGUUGCUGCGUUGGGGAUCUCCUUCUGGAGGGACCCCGCCCUAGAGUCCAAAAUCAGUUUCAUUCCCUCCUCCCCAAGUGUGAUUGUUGUCCGACAGCACAGGCCGCCGAUGUUAUGCCAAAUACAGCAUCCCACUGGUUUGGCGAUGUGAACUUUUCUGCCGCUGGUUUAACCCUGGACUCACAGGUUCAUUGGUUUAAAGGUUAACGUUUUAAUGUCGGGGAUGAUAAAUGAUCCUGCAGUGUUUAUUUUAUUGUUCUGGUAUUCGUUGACAGGUAACAUGAGUGUGUAAAGGCUUUACAGAGCCAAAGAACACAGUAAUGUGGAUCGCUUUAGAGAUGGGGGGGGGGGGGGGGGGGGUGUGUGGGGUACUGAAAAAUUGCACUCUUCAGAAUGUUUCCAUUAUUUUGUUUUUAUUUUCCAGAACAUUGCUGCAGUGUUCCCUAUUCCUCUCAAUUGAUGAUGUAGAUUUUAUCAUUUGGUUCUAAAAAGGUGGUAUUUUUUUCAGGAAAAAAAUCAAGCCAUUAUGAAUGUUAACUUUAUUUGUUGCUGGAAACUUUCAGAACUUGUUACGUACCAAUACUCUCAUUCAAAAUACAACAGUGCCUACAUAAAGUAUUCACCCACUCUUUUGGACUUUCUCAUUUUAAUUAUAUUGUUUUAUAACAUUGAAUCAAAGUGGAUUGUAUGAUGAACAGGAAUUGACUCCUUGAUAGGAAUGUUCAGGCAAAAAUGGCCCAUUUCCCCACUUAAUCUGAGCAAACAGGACUCUCAGGACGGAAAUAAACUAGCACUAAAAACAUGU
Molecule: messenger RNA, 4527 nt
Organism: Labrus mixtus (cuckoo wrasse)
Lineage: Eukaryota; Metazoa; Chordata; Actinopteri; Labriformes; Labridae
Gene: ubtf
Product: upstream binding transcription factor
Exons: 21
Coding region: 1366-3576 (736 amino acids)
Source: RefSeq, a predicted model, not a curated record